UCGAAGGUAGGCAAAGAAAUAUUUCUGCGUGGUGUUGAUUUCUAUAGCAUCGAUACAUUCAGGUCUUCGAAUUUGACAAACAAAUUUCAACUUGAAGUAUCUUAAGAAUAAAUUACCAUUCGAAGAGGACUUCUGAUCAUGCAUAAUCCUUUGGAUCCUUUGAAAUUUUACUUAUUAAUAUUUCAACAGCACAGUUGAGUGACCAGCGAGAUUUCUUGCGACGUAAGUUUAUUGGCAUCAACUUUAGACGAGUUUUUAGACCAUAUACUGAUUGAAUAUGUUUAUAGGGUGCUUAAAAAAAUAUUUAAUUAAAAAUACUUCGCCGUCUUGUGCGAAGACUCGUUAGAGAUCUUACAAUUUUAGGACGGCAAUGCGACGGCAACGGCUGCCAAUACAAUAGACAUUUGAAAAGAAUCGAGUAAUUACAAUAUAUGAAUAAUUUAGACAUUGCCUCGCUCUGUUUACAACGCUAAAUCGCAGAUUUUCACGUCUUGAUACAUGCACCGGCUGCAUUCCAAGCCACACUAGUGCAACUUCAAACUGGGUUUAGCAGAACUCUUCCCAACCAUAAAACCCAUGUCUUCAACUUCUAAAACUGUAUUCAAUUCAUACGAUUGAUAAUAUACGACGAACUAUCUUUACUACCAUUUAUUUGAAGGAAUUUGUUUUGGCCGUCGUCGUCGUUUUUGAAAGUUAAUAAAACAGCCAAUGAGAGCAAAUUUUGAAAGAUAUGUAGACCAAAUAACUCAAAAUGUUAUAGCGCUUUUAAAUAUUUGGAAAAUUUAAACUAGGAUCAAAGUUACCGGUCAGUGAAAAUCGAAAAUUCGCGUCGCGUUGUCGAAUCGCGUCCGGUGUGUCUGGCGGGACCUUCAGGGAGGUAAUUAUAACGCGUAGGCCCGUUUACACUUGCAAUUUUAAAUACGAUCUUCUUUUGAUGAAUGUGAAUGAGUGGAUGAGUUAUGAAUGUUCAGAUGAGGGUAUAUCAACUCAAAACAUUCGUAACUCGUCUACUCGUUCACAUACAUCAGAAGACGAAAUGCGCACUAGAAAUCGCCGAUGAAAAUAGAAGAUGAAAAUCGCAUCAGAAAAUGCAGUAAACAUUGUAAACGAGCCUUGAGAGAAGGCCUUCUAUCGAAACGUCAGAUGUUUUCAAUUUUAGCUGGAAAUUUUAAUCCGGCUGACUUUGGAGUAUCGGUGCGUGUUACAACACGAAUUCUUGGUUUGCACUUGAUGGUAUCAAGGCGGCCAUUUUGAAGGGACGCUAUUUCACAAGUUUAAAUAUGUGCUCUUCAAUGCAGUUGAUGAGAAUUACAACUCUAGUUCUCGUUUGACCGGGGCACGAGAGUCGAGAAGACUCUCAUGCAAACUCUCGCUUCUUAACUGUCAUCAACUCUUAUGCGACGCCUCUUGUUCUCGUUUGACCAGGGCACGAGCGUCGACAAGACUCUCAUGCAAAUUCUCGCUUCUCAACUCUCAUCAACUCUCAUGCGACUCUUGUUCUCGUUUGACCGGGGCACGAGAGUUGAGAAAACUCUCAUGCAAACUCUCGUUUCUCAACUCUCAUCAACUUUCAUGCAACUCUUGUUCUCGUUUGACCGGGGCACAAGAGUUGAGAAAACUCUCAUGCAAACUCUCCGCGCUUCUCAACUCUCGUCAACUUUCAUGCAACUCUUGUUCUCGUUUGACCGGGGCACGAGAGUCGAGAAGACUCUCAUACAAACUCUCGUUUCUCAAUUCUUAUCAACUCUCAUGCGACUCUUGUUCUCGUUUGACCGGGGCAUGAGAGUCGAGAAGACACUCAUGCAAACUCUCGCUUGACAACUCUCUUAUGUGUAGACCAUUUUUUGUUCAGGUGGCAGAUUUCAUGGGAUACGAUUCACAGUUCAACCAGACGAUAUUAUAGCCCCACCUGGUUCAACUGUCGAACUAAAAUGUAAUGCACGGUACAUACCGGAAAAACUUAACUUUGGAUGGAUUCUUAACGAUUCUGAACUGGUUCUGUCAAAUGUGGUUCCACGAAAAACAUUUGUGUAUGAUCUUUCUCCAAGUAAUGGCAAUUUGAGAAUUGAUAAUAUCAGUGGCGAGGCAUAUGGGGUGUACCAAUGUGUGGCCAGGUAUUCUGGCGGGACGAUUAUCAGCAGGAAGGCACAUGUUACGAUGCCAUGUAAGUACAUUUAUAACUGUGAGUUAUGUCCUAUGUAAAACACGAGCAAGAAUGCUUUACCAGACAUAAAACAGCAGGCGACAGCCGAGUGUUUUAUAUCUGAUAAAGCCUUGACUGUGAGUGUCUUAAAAUUUAAAUGCCUUCAAAAACUACCCAUCUUAUGAGUUCAUUGGUGAAGUAAUUUUUUAAAAAUCAACGUUGUCUAAGCCGAGAAAAUCAAGGCUAAAGUUUAUGUAAAUGAACAUGAUUUUUUUAUCACAUAUAAAACCACUGACACGGCAGUGAUUUCCUUUGUCUUUUCUUUAUGACUUAUUAAUGAGUUUUUUUAAUGGUAUUUAUUUGUUUGAUAGUUAAGUUCUAUCAGUUCUAAACUGUUUGCCCUUGAGGCUCAGUAAGGAUCAUCUCUUAUUGGCAUCCAGUAUUCACUACAGGAGGAAACUUGUACUAAACUAACUUUAUUUAUACUGGAUAGCUCCAUCUGUCCAUCAGUUCUAAACUGUUCUUCCUAGAGCUCCAGUAAGGUCUAUCCCUUAUUGAUCCAGUGUUACUGCAGGAGGAAACCUAAAUAGUAAUCUAACUUUAUUUAUACUAGAUAGCUCUAUCAAUUCUAAACUAGUCCAAUAAGAGUCAGGCACUGACAUUUAUCCCGUUCUUAACAAAAACAUUUAAUUUAAUCUCGCAGAUUUGUACAAGAUAAAUAAUCAACCCGCAACAGAUAUCAUUUGUAACGAAACAUAUCCAUGUGUACUCAAACCUCAUAGCGUAAUCAGUUUUCCUGAACCAAGCUUCGCAUGGGAAUACCGUAGAAAUAGCAACGAAACUUUCUCUGAGAUUGAGAAACUGCAUGGCGGAUCAGCUAUGUUUCCUGUGUCUCUUGAAGGUCAUUUGUGUAUUCUUGGUGUAACUCGAGGUGACCAAGGGCAGUAUCGAUGUAGGAUUAAUAAUACUGCUGGAAUUGUGUAUGAGGUUUAUAAUGUUACCAUAGGUAAGAAGAGAUGA
Molecule: messenger RNA, 3163 nt
Organism: Paramuricea clavata
Lineage: Eukaryota; Metazoa; Cnidaria; Anthozoa; Malacalcyonacea; Plexauridae
Source: the annotation of a GenBank genome assembly